Molecule: messenger RNA, 1113 nt
Organism: Xylaria bambusicola
Lineage: Eukaryota; Fungi; Ascomycota; Sordariomycetes; Xylariales; Xylariaceae
Exons: 1
Coding region: 1-1113 (370 amino acids)
Source: RefSeq, a predicted model, not a curated record
AUGGCCAAACAUGUCAACAAAAAACAAAAGACAAAGUAUGAUAGCUAUGAGAUGGCUCUCCUAUCAAGACAGCAACCAUUGGCAGAAUUAAGCCCCAACCCAUGUAACCACGCACCGUCCAUCAAGGCAUACAACAACCCGAUAUGGGAGAACGCUCGCAUGGACUUCACAAACCGCCAUCCGGUCCCGGGGCCAACAUACGGCUCAGGAAACUACGGAUGUCCAGAAUACUACCAUUCACUUCCGAUAUCACGCGACCCGCGCUCGCGUCCGUUCUUCGCAUUCGCUAACAGCAAACCGACGCCGCCCCCACACAGCUUCAGCCCCAAAAGUUCCACUGCCAGCGUUGAGGGGUACACAGAGACGAUGCGGAGUGAACGAGAGCAGAAUUUACAGGCGUUUGUGGAUACACACACGGCUUCCAUUUACUGUAGUUCGAUGAUCACCGAGGACGCAUGGUCUUUCAACGACGAUGACGGUGAAGGCGAUGACAACAGUGAGAACAACGAGGAUCACGAUAACAACCAUGGCAGUGCCACAAACGGUGACAAUCAUGGCGAUACCGAAGAUCACGGCAACGAUAACAAUAGCGGCAAGGAUAGUCCGCAAGGCUCGACCGUCGUAGCUCACAACAACAAGAUCCCCGAGAAAAAGCAACAACCCUUUCCCAAGCGCGUGAAGACCCGAUUCACCACAAAAAUAAACGCCCUGAAAGCCGAGUUGGAAGACAAAUGGGAACGCGUCCAAUCCCUGUUCAUACCAACAACAGACACCGUGCAAUCCGCCAUGAAAGCCGAGUUCAAGCGCGUCGAAACCGUCCACGCCGCGCGGCGGAAACAGCUCGCUUUCUGGGCCGAGGGGGUGAACUACCGUCUCAAGCUGAGACGACAGACGCUAGCCAUCUACGUUCGCCUCUAUCUGCGUCUCAUCUUCGCUCGCUCGAAACCCGUCUUGCUCAAGGCUUUAGCCGCCUUGGUACUAGUCACGAUGAUUUCGCAGGUGGUGCCGUGGUUAUUCCCGGGCUGGUUCGACGACGAUGACGAAGAUAUGUUUAAUGGCGAGAUCGCGUACUAUCUCGUUGACGAGUUCGGGAGGUGGUCUGUUGCGAGCUAG